AUGGAACCUGCUUAUGGAUUGUAUGACAAAGUAAUUGAAAUUGAAAAGUGGUUUCAUGCUGAGAGACCUACUAUUUCAGCUUUACUCAACUAAAAUACCCCUCUCGUUAUCGUAGGGCCUGAAGGUUCGGGCAGAACUUCGCUUUUAUAUCAAUGGAUCUAGUUUCAUGAAGCUAAGUCAGAGUUCUUCACGAAUAUGUUUGACAAGAAUGUGUAUUUGAUGCAUUUUGUAAAUAGCUCAAACAUUAAGAACUCCCAUUACUCAGUGAUAUGGAGAUUAGUUAAUAGAAUGAGAAGUCUAUUUGAUCUGAACCAAAGAAUAGAGAUGCAAAAUGAUAAGGUAAGAACAUUUUUCUCCAGAUGGUUAGAACUGGCUGAUAAAAAGAAGAAAUCUAUUACCACAGAUAAAUGCAAGAUCAUUUUAAUCAUAGAUGGUAUUGAUAGAUUUGAAGUAGAGGAUAAUUUUCCCUAAACAACAUCUGUUCAUUAAUCUUUAAACAAGAUAAACUACAAAUUUGAUGAGGAAGCACCAGAUUGGUUCCCUUAAUGCUUCCCUUAAACAUUUAGAGUUAUAUUGACCUGCAAGAAAAAUUCAAAGGCCUAUCAACAUUUUAAAAAUAUGAAGAUACCCUUUAAAUUCUUGCAGAUGCCUGAAAUCCAAGAUGAUUCAUUGUACAGCAUUGUUGAAUCACAUUUUAAUAUGAGCAAUAGCAUAGAUUUGAUAGAUGAUCUGCCUGCAAUAAAGGAGUAAAUAUGGAGUUAUAUAUAGUAGAAUAGAAAUUAGUUUAUGAAUCAUUUGUUUCUGCACACCUUCUUACAUGUGCUUUACCCUCUUAACAUCGACUUAAAUAAGUUUAAACUGUAGCCACCCACUUUAGAAGAAAUUAAGGAAUAUUAAUCUCCAGAAGAUUUAUUCAAGCACACCCUCAAGCAUUAUGAAACUAAUAAAAUACUGCCUAGAUCUAAAUUUAGGAGAAUCAGCUGUAUAAUUGCUCUGUCUAAAACUGGUCUUAAGAAAGAAGAGUUAAAGGAUUGUCUAGAAGUCAAAAUCGAUACAAUUGAAAUUUUUUUGAAGAUAUUUAACUUUGCAUUAUUGGAGCAUAAACAGCUAUAUAGAGUUAAUAAUGAAUGCUACAAGAAAACUAUAGAGAAAUUUUACCUUUAAGAAGAGUUGUUUAAAAACGAAAUACAUUCAUCUAUCGUUACAAUAUUGUCAAAGGUUAAACACUUCAACUCUAAUGCUAGAUUGAUUGAUGAAGUAACAUAUAAUAUCUAUAAGUAAGGUAACUAAUGGCUGAGACUAAAAGAUUUGCUAAGCAACCUAGAGAUAUUCUGUCAGCUUUAUAAACCUACUGAUAAAUAUCUCUUAUCAUAAUACUGGUAAAAAUUGGAAUAGCAUGGAUUUGAUCCUGUUUAUGAAUAUAAUAAAACUAUUGAAGCGUUUGUACUUAACUAUUUUCCAACCCCAAGCGAACUAUUCGUUAUACUGACUUAGCUUGGAAGAUUUUUCAAAGAAUUAGGAGAUUUGGAGUCUAAAUGUACCCCUGAAUUUAGGCAUCCCCCAUUAGUCAUCUCUCCAGAAUUAGAACAAAUAAAGCUAUAGAGAGAGCUUGAGUAUAUAGGGGGUAUGCUUACAGAAAACAAGCAAAAUGCAACUCCUAUGACUGAUGAAGAAAAGUAUAAUGUGGACAAUCCUUUAUUUAUGUCAGUAUACAGAGAGAAGUAAGUUGCAUUAUUGAGAAAGGAAAACCCAUUAUUUCCUUAGCUAUAGCUUUAUUACUAUAAACGCUGGAUAUGGCUCUAAUUUCCUUGGUUUUGCAUGGAUAUUAACAGUGCCUUUUCUACUUAUAUGAACAAAGCAAUGGGUAAAAACAUUCAUUUACAUAUGAAUUAUGAGGUGGAAAUGGAUCUUGUAAUAGGAAGUCUUAAAAUAAUCAAAGAGGCCAAAUCUAGAAAAUAGCUAAGUGGGAAAAACUAAAUUUAUGCAGUUCCUAUUGAGUUUACUCUAGAGGAGGAAGACCUCCAAAAAGAUAGAGAAGAGACUAAGUAUAGUUCAUCCGAUGAAUCAUUUUCUAACAAAACCAAUAAUUUUUAGUAAAAAUCAACCAUCAAAAACUAAAAAGGCAGUUUAUAUAGUUAGAGCAUAAAUGCAAGCAUAAUUUUGACUCCAAAAGCUAAAGGAUAAAACCAUGUAGAUAUAGACUUAUUAUAAGGUUCAUUGAUGAAUGAUAAGAAUAGCAUGGUAAUGACAGCAAGAAAUACCAGAUCACAGAAUGGGAAUAGACUUUAGUUUAAAAAUCAAAGUUAAAACAGCAGAUUUUUAUAAUCAGCUCAGAGCUAGAGAAAUCUAAUGAGUCCUGAUGGUUCAAUUAAAUAGUCUUAGUAUUACUUAUCAAAAGCCAAAUGGAUAAAUCAAGAUUAUGAGUUGGCAAAUCUUAAAAGUAGAAUAAAGCCUGAAAAUGCAGUAAGAGUUGUAGGAAAUUAAGUUAAAAACUAUGAGAGAAAAGAGCUCGAAACAGCUGUGCUGACAAACAGGGAGAUGAUCAAUGAACUUAAUAAAAUUGCCUUUGAGAUUCAAUAAAAAGAGAGGAUAUUUUAGAGCCUUUAAAAUUGUAUCCUUCAAUUAGAUAGUAACAAUAAGGAAUCUCAAGCUUUUGAGAAGAAGGUCUCCUCAAUCUCUGAAAAGUUAGAUUAGACUCGAACCUAAUAUAAAAUAGCAAGAAAAGAGCAAAAUAGACUAAGACAUAUUGUGAACUUUUGUUUUAAAAAUAAGGCAGAUAACCAUGAGUGGAUUUAAGGCUUAGAAUUAGCAGUUAGUAACAUGGUGACGUUGAUCAAACAUGAAAAAGAGUCUAUUAUCAAUGCUAAAAAUUUAGUUAUAGAAUUGAAAAAGGAAUCAAAAGAACUAGCAAAACUGAAAAAUGAAAGAAAGUAAUUAUAAGGUAGAACUACAGAAUCUAUGUAUGGAAUGAUAAGUGAAAAAUAAAACAUUAAAUGUCUAAGAGAUGAUUUUAACAAACGGAAGGAGUCCAUUAUGAUGGGAGCAAACAUAACAGAGUAGUCUUACUUUAAAUCAGAGAUAUUGGAUCAUAAGCCUGUUCUUCAUCAUAAACAUUCAUCCCCAAUGAAAUAAGCAUUACAAGACAUUAAUAAAUCAAAGAACAGAAAUAGUACAGAAAAUUUCUACUCUAUAUAGUCUGAUACUAGUACAGGAGGAGGGCAACAAAUAAGUGAUUAAAGUAAAUAUCUAAUCUAGAAACUAGAAAUUAUGAAAUAAAGUGCUGGAGUUAAGAGCAUAGAUGAGUAUCAGUAGAUAAUUGAUUUUUAUCUGAAUUUUAAGAGACUUGAACAAGAAAGAGAUAUUAGAGAAAAUAAGGUAAUGAUGCUGAGAUAAACAAGGAACUAACUUGAGUAAGAUUUAGGCUAAUAUCACAAGUAAGAUAUUGAGAAGUCAAACUUGAAAUAUAACCCACACUAGCUUGUUAAUGAUCUGCAAUCUAAAAUAGUAGAAAUCCAUAUUUUUAGAAACUAGCACAUGCAUUAGUAUAACAAGGCAAGAGACCAAGUAAUAUCCAUAAGAGUACUCAUAGAGGAGAUGAGGAAACAGCUUAAACUAGAUAAUAAAAUAUUUGAUAAAGAUUUUAAGCUAAUCUCUCCAAGUGAAAUGUACUAAAGUUUAAAUGAGGUCUAAGACAUAGUCUAUUAAAGGUAGCAAUUAUUGAAGUAGGUAUUUGGAAAUAUCCCUUAUCAUGAGACAAUGCAUAUUAUUAAUUAAAUGGAUCCUAAGGAAUUAAAAGCUCGAUUCUAAAAAGCCCAAAAAAGAAGUAGAAUGUAGCAAUAAAAAAUCUAGGAUGAGUUAAUUAGAACUCAUGAAACACCAUUAGGAUCAACAAAACAAGAUAAUUUGAUAUUUGGCGGAGGCUCUAAUGAUGAAAUUCCAAAGAUAAUAUUAAAUCAUUAAAGUGAGGAUAAUAUUGACUAGUUUAUGGAGGAACUAAACUAAUAAAACUUUGAUGGCAUUUUGGUUGAGAAUAUUGACUAUAAUGGGACUUAGAGUAAUGGAAAUCCAAUUGGAUUUUAAGAUUAAAGAGCAAAGACAUAAGAAAAUAGAGUUAUUGGAAACAAAAGAUUAACUAAGAGAAAUAGUAAGGCAAACUAUGAUAUAGGAAGCAUCAAGAAUUAGAAUUCUAAGUAGCAAUGGCUUGCAAAGAAGCCUGGUAGCACUGAUGAAUAGAUGCUAUUCAAUAUAUACCAGGUUUAAAGACCAAUUUACUUAGAUGAAAGUUCAUACACUUAAUCUGUUAUGAAUGUCUCGAGAACUCUGAAGGAAAAAGAAACACUUUUUUAUAAAAGAGUUGAUGAACAAGAGAAAGAUUAGGAUCUUAUUUCUUAAACAUUAUAAGUAAUGGCUGAAAUAAAAAAGAAGCAUGAUUAGGUUUCAAAUGAUGAUAGUUUCAAGGUUAUUGAAGAAGAAAGGCAAAGGCUUAAAAAUAAAGGAAAGCAAACGCCUUUAAACUAAAAUAGUUAAAGAAAGAAAAAGAGUGCCAGAGGAGGAAGCCAAGAGACGAUGCCACAUGCUCCAACUAGAGCUUUUAGUCAGCCAUAAUUGCAUCAUAUUCAACAUUAAAAAGAGCAGGACCAAGAUGAGGAGCCAAUUCAGGGUGGAGAGGAUAUAAUGAAUCAUAGUAAUCAUAACAAGUCAAGUCAAUUCCACAAUCAUGAUUUAGGAAAUAGAACUUCUAGAAUCAAUAGGUUUGAUUCAAAAUAAGCUUUAGAGCAGUAUCUAAAUGAUGAGGCAUCAAAACUGCCAUCCUAUGCGAAAUCUAUUCUGACUAAUAAUCAUAAAGACCUUAUAAAACGGAUACAGAACUUAAAUACAAAUAUUAAGAAACUAGAUAAAGAUGAUCUUUUCAAAAAGUUAAUGGUCCAGACAGAAAAGCAUAAAAGAUAAAAAUCAAAGGAUAGCUAGGCUCCCAACAAUUUAUGA
Stylonychia lemnae is the source of this 4986-nucleotide messenger RNA. The record is from the annotation of a GenBank genome assembly. NCBI's taxonomy places the organism in Eukaryota, Ciliophora, Spirotrichea, Sporadotrichida, Oxytrichidae.